Molecule: messenger RNA, 1743 nt
Organism: Rhipicephalus microplus (southern cattle tick)
Lineage: Eukaryota; Metazoa; Arthropoda; Arachnida; Ixodida; Ixodidae
Molecular function (GO): metal ion binding
Source: RefSeq, a predicted model, not a curated record
CUGUCUUAAAAGGCAUCAGUUUUAAAACUAGAUUGAGCAUAAUCGGCGCCGAUCAUGGGUUCCAUAAAUCUGGAAGCCACCAAAGACUUGUUGUUGCUGUACGAGACGCUCAUGGACGUAGAAGAGCAGCGCAACUUGCUAUGCGAGGACCAGAUGCUGCUAAAUUUUCUAGUCUACGUUCUGCAGGAGACAACCGAUGAUAUUGUGAUGCUGUCCCUCAAGGUUCUGGCUGCACUAUGCGCUGACGACGACAGGUGCACGACAGUCUCGCAGACCUUCGGCCUCUCGCCUUCACUGGAACAGCUGACUUCCGGGGGGCACAACUAUGGCAUCAAGGAAGCUGCGCUGAGGCUCAAGAUGCGCCUGCUCGAAGCCCGAGUGGCGCUGCUGUCCAGGCAGCAAGAAGAAGCCGCCUGGGCCGACGUGCGACUGUCGUUCAGGGACUACUGCAGUGCCGGCAAGGACAGCAGUUGCACUGCAGCGGUGCCGUCUCCAGCCAAGUGUCCGCCGUUUCUCGGGCAACACAAUGGGGCAGCAAAGGUUGUUUCGCUACACAUUGAGGGCCUCUUUUCUGAGAGCGACACAGAACUGUGCAAGGAAAAGCUGCUCGCUGUGCAAGGUGUCAUCAGCUUCACGUUCGACAUCGAGAGGCGGCGGUGCGUGGUGCGGGUCAGGUCGGAUAUCCCGCCACGGGCAUUGGUACAAGCCAUCAAGUCAACAGGAACCAUGUCGGCGAUGCAGGUUGCCAACAGUACUAUGCCAAAAACUCCAAGCAAUAACAAAAGCAAGCCUUCAGCAGAAUAUACUGGCCUCGACGGUGAUGAGGCCAGCAGGAUAACAGAAGAGGAAAAGGAUGAGCACGAUAGAGAAAAUCUCCCGGCCUACCUUCCCGAGGUGGACAGCCCGAUUCGAGAGGACGCUGUCGUGCGGCAAAAGAAGCCGAAGAGCUCUUCUGCGACAAGCUGGCUUAGCUCGGCUGCCACGUUCAUCACGAAGUCGCUCUACUGGUGAAGUGACUUGAGCUCAGUGACACCGCGACCUUCUUUGACAUGACAAACUGCGUGAGAACUUUUACGAGGACUCAAGCCACUUGUGCUCUGUGUCUCUUAUCUCAAGAAAUGGCACUCUGUAAAGGCGUAAAAAUUUGUAGCAAGAUAUUACCCAAUAUUCUACGGUGGCGUGAGUACCGUCUUGUUUGGUGGCUUGCCUUACGGCAUUGUAGAGUACAUCUGCACAACUGCCAUUACAAUCUCAAUCUCAUGGGAGGCUUAUGUGUGAUAGUAAAGCUACCUUACACAUGUAAGGCUGACUGAGCCACAGAGUAGCUGUACACACAAGUUCUCCAAUGUGUGCCACCAUACCUCGUGUGGCAAGUUGUCAUUACGUGUCUGUCCUCUGUGUACCACAAUUGUGAGCAUGCUUCGUAAUUUCAACCUGCCAGCCAUGCAGGUUCACAAUGAUUCUUCAAUGCCUCGAGUCGCACAUGUGUUGGCUACCAGCACAAAACGAGAAAUGUUAAUUGUAAAAUCUCGAGCUUUUAGGAUUGCAGUGUACAGCAGCAAAUUGCAGCCGUGCUAUAUUGCAGUUCCUUACAAGCUCCCCACAUUGCUGCAGAUAUUGCAAGUGUGUGUUUGACACUAAUUAUGUGCGAGUAAUUUAAAGAAUAGCACAAGCUUUAAAAAAUAAUUGUAGGCAUGUUUCAGAUGAUUGAAAUGAAAUGAGAAUGCUGGGAGUUUGUGUCUA